Molecule: messenger RNA, 979 nt
Organism: Anopheles moucheti
Lineage: Eukaryota; Metazoa; Arthropoda; Insecta; Diptera; Culicidae
Gene: rdhB
Product: farnesol dehydrogenase
Exons: 4
Coding region: 24-758 (244 amino acids)
Source: RefSeq, a predicted model, not a curated record
AGUUUGAUCGUUGAUCUGCCGCGAUGGAGAAAUGGAUUGGUAAAGUGGCCCUAGUUACUGGCGCUAGUGCGGGCAUCGGACAGGAUGUGGCCCUUGCUCUAGCCAACUCCGGUAUGAUCGUCGUGGGAAUAGCUCGGCGUGCCGAGCUGAUCACUGUGCUCUCCACUAAAGUCACCGGCACGGGUAAGAUCUACGGCAAAAAGUGUGACCUAAGCAAUGAGGCAGAAAUUAUAGAAACGCUAAACUGGAUACGCCGUGACUUUGGCGGUGUGGACGUACUGAUCAAUAACGCGGGCAUCUAUCGUUAUAAAUUUAUCACGCAGAGUGAAACAUCCGAUUUUCGGGACACGUUCAACGUGAACGUGUUGGCAACAUGUAUUAUCAUCCGCGAAGUCGUGAAUGACAUGAAGGCCCGCGAAGCGUACGGUCAUAUCGUUGUGCUGAACAGCAUGUUGGGACAGCGCAUCCCGGACGUGUCAGUGCCACUGUUUGGAGUGUAUCCUGCUUCCAAGUAUGCGCUGGUCGGACUGACGGAAGUUUUACGCCAAGAGCUGAGCUUCUUGAAGAUGCCCAUCAAAGUAACGAGUGUCCACCCGGGCAUGGUGGAAACAGAUAUGAUCAAGGUGUUUGAGUCAGCGUUAGCGGAACGGCUGCCAAAGCUGCAGGCCAAGGAUAUUACCGCCAGCAUCAUACACUGCCUCGAGACACCACCAGAAGUUCGCAUUGACGAAAUAACCGUAAUGCCAACGAUGAAAUGAACCGAGCCCCACCGCAUGCCCCUGUGCGUGUUUGCAUACACUGUGUGUAAUUAUGUACCAAUCAAACACAGUUCUCUUCAAUAAAAGAUGAUCACAAAAGGAUUGGAUGUACCGAGCACCAUUUGAACGAAGCCGACUUGAGGUUAAUUUGUUGUAAUUGAUUGUAAAUGGCUUUGUCGCAUGAAGGAAAUGCCCAUUGAUCUAGGAAAUUUAAUUAGUCG